Molecule: messenger RNA, 1122 nt
Organism: Branchiostoma floridae (Florida lancelet)
Lineage: Eukaryota; Metazoa; Chordata; Leptocardii; Amphioxiformes; Branchiostomatidae
Product: ectoine dioxygenase-like
Exons: 8
Coding region: 78-947 (289 amino acids)
Source: RefSeq, a predicted model, not a curated record
GUUGUGUUAAUCUUUGAAUAAUUUGUGGCACACUGCAGGAGUCUUGGGUUUGAAUUGUGUGGGGCCCAAUAGCCAACAUGGCAGUGGCAGAAUACAGCUGGAGUGAACAUUUCGACGUCACUUCUGAGGUGAAAUCAGAUUUCGAGAAACAUGGGUACAUCAUAGUCAGAGGUCUUCUGUCGAAAGAAGAGAUGCUGAAGGUACGUAAAGCAGCUGAACACUUGAACGGCUUACGGGACUUCACCUUCGAGAUCCCGGAUGGAAGGGGCAGAAACAGCUCCUACUGCAUCUGGAGCCAGCCCGGAAAUGACGUCACCGGGAUGGUCGGGAGGAUCGAAAAAGUUGUCGGAACGAUGGAGAAGUUGCUGGAAGGUGAGGUGUAUCACUACCACGGCAAACUCGUCAUGAAGGAGCCUCACACGGGAGGCAACGUCAACUGGCAUCAGGACUACGGGUACUGGUACAAGAACGGGUGCCUGUUCCCACACAUGGGGUCUGUACUCAUCGCGGUGGACAAGGCUGACAGAGAGAACGGGUGUCUGCAGGUUCUUCGUGGGUCUCACAAGUUGGGGCGCAUCGACCAUACCUUCGUGGGGGGUCAAACCGGCGCAGACAAGGAGAGGUUAAACCAGGUCAUGAAGAUAUUCACACGUGACUAUGUGGAGCUGGAGGAAGGUGAUGCGCUGUUUUUCCACUGCAACCUGCUGCACAGCAGCGACAAGAACGACUCCCCGCGGCGCCGCUGGAACUUCAUCUGUUCUUAUAACCGCGCCAGUAACAACCCUGUGUACGUGCACCAUCAUCCACAGUACACACCGCUACACAAGGUCCCAAACGACGCCAUCCUGACGUGUGAAAACUUCACUGACCUGUCCGGCAAGGACUUCAUGGACCCUGCCGUGGACAAAACCAUCAAGAUAGAUUUGGAGGACUCCGAGAAGGAUUAAGAGAAAAAGACGAAAAUACUAUGAUCCAUCAAAUUUCGUUAAUUGUGCGAAAAUCGAGAAGAAAACUGCUUGUAAGGGAUGUUUCUUGGCGAUGUAGUGUUUACGUUAGCUGUGGAACAAAGGAUCUCAAAAACGUUUCAUCUUUCAGGUUUGAUGAGCCAAGGUUUCUACAUAU